AUGUCGGACAGUCGGGCCCAGACUGGUGUCCGGAGCCUGCUGGCCCGAUUUGAGAACAAUAACAAUAACCACUCAUCAACUUCUCCCCCUUCGAGAGGCCGCUCACCAAUCGAUCAUGACCGCCCCGGCUCCGUCCGCCCUCUCUCUAAGGUUCGAGCAAGCUUCGUGGCCGUCGAACGUGCUGGUCAACCUGGAAGUCCUCCUAUGUGGGGGUUGAGAAAGGCAACGGAUCUGGACAACAAUAAUACCAAUAACAACAAUAGCAGCACCAAUAAUUCCCCUGGGAAGCUGACCAGAACCAUGUCUAGUGGCGUUGAUGAUGUGGGUAGCCCCAUAGAGAGGUCCGUUACUAUGUCUUCAGGUGAUAGUGCGGAUAAGGCUGCUAUGAUGGGCAGGUCGUUGGCUUCCUCGCCGCCAGAUAAUAAUAUGAAUAACAAUGCCAACAACAACAGCAAUGGCGGACUUCUGAGUAGUGGGAAUGUCAAUAGACCUUGGGCUGCAACAUUACCGUCUCGACUUGUGGAUUCCCCUACACCCGGCAAACAAUCUACCUCGCGAGACGUUUUGACGUCCACUACUACGACAGAAGCGAAGGAAUUAGGCAAACCCGAAUCAAAGGGUGAUUUUUUGCAAAAAGAUUCUCCCCGGGCAAAGGAAGGAACACCAAUUACCACUGCUCGUAUGAACGGAAAAUCGUCAGAUAAAACUGCGCCCAAGAACUCCAAGGCAUCUACAAAUUCGUCACGUCCCGCGAAACUUGUUGUCGGGAAUGCAGCCAACAACACUAUGUCUAAGAAUUCUUCAAUAAAGAAUAUGAAAUCGCCUCUCCCUCGAACCCCCAGGACACCAACAACUACCAUAUCUAAUCCCGGUCCCAAAACCACACCCAAGGAGACAGACAGAUCUAGAGCACCUGCGACAAGACAGCCCACUCGGACUGCGGCAGACAAACCUGUAGGAAAACCCAAGUCAUCAGUACCCUCCCGGGACAAGAUGAAAAAGUCAUCUUCCGAAAAUCUUCCCGGAAAUAACAGAUCCCGCACAAGGUCUCCAACAAAGCCAAUCCGCCUCCCAAAUUCAAUGAUAGCACCAACCGCGUCUUCUGCAGCGAAAACAAAUCUGGAUGGCCGCCCAGCAAGCCAAGCGGGCACACGCACAUCAACCCUCACCCGCAGACCCUCGAGUUUGAGAAGUGAUCGAAAUACCACUUCGUCAAGAUCAACUGGUCCAGCAGCAUCUGCCACACAAAAAAGGCCCGCCAGAGCAUCCUCCCUUGCUCCCCAGCAGAAUACGGCCUAUGACAGACCCCGGUCACGCGUCAGCAAUGUUGGAGCUACCCGGCCCCCUGAUGACUCGUUUUUAGCAAGAAUGAUGCGUCCCACUGCAAGCUCCGCAAGCAAGAUGCAUGAGAAGGUUGAAAUCAAAAGCCCACCUCGGGGUUCUGGUCCACCAAAAGUUCGGAGGAAGAGUGGGGAAAGUGCAAGCAGUAAUGUUAGCGCGACUGCGAGAACUCCGCCGUCCUCGAAGAAGAACAGUGUUGCCAACUCUGCGCGCACAGUGUCGUCAAAUGGGCAUGUAGAACCCCGCAAGGAGCAGGAGCCGGAUGGUGCUCAGGCUCAGGCUCAGGCUCGGAGUGAGAUCACGGCUGCCUCUGCUGCUGAGGUCGAGAUUGCUAUUCAGGAACCCCAACCUGGGCCAACUUUGGAACCGGAACGGGAACCUGAACCUGAACGGGAACCUGAACCCGAACCCGAACCUGAGUCAGAGCCAGAGCCAACAGUUGAUGAACCAGAACCGGCUGCAACCGAGCCCAUCCCUGAGCCCGAACCCCAGCCCGAACCCACCGUUUCCGAACCAUCUAUAGCCCCCGAGCCUGUUGUCUCUGAAGCCUCACCCGUACCGGAAUCUGAGCCCCGACCUGUUGUUUCUGAACCAACUGGCCCCGAACCUGCUGCAGCUGAACCCGCUGAUGAUUCCUUGCUAGAGAUUGCAGAAGUAUCCGUUGUCGAAGAGGAUCCCGCCAAAGUUCCGUUGCCCGAACCUACUGAGAAAGUCGAGCUAUGA
This is a messenger RNA of Blastomyces dermatitidis ER-3, 2064 nucleotides long. RefSeq lists its product as uncharacterized. Lineage: Eukaryota; Fungi; Ascomycota; Eurotiomycetes; Onygenales; Ajellomycetaceae. The record is from RefSeq and is a predicted model, not a curated record. Bases 1 to 2064 code for a protein of 687 amino acids. The transcript has a single exon.